UCCAGAUAUUUCUAGCUUUUCCCAUAUUCCCUUAUCUUUUCGAAUAUAUAUGCUUAAUCUUAAUCCCAACAACCCCACCUUUGUGACUCUAUUCUGCCAUAUCUCUGUUACUUCCGGGUGAUCUAAGUUUCUUUAAUUGCCACAAGUUUUGCAGCAAAUCUGGUAUAUACGCAACAACUGCUAUUGAAGCUAAAAUUAAGGUUGUGGCUGCAGUAGACUUGCCUCAGAGAGUUUUGGUUUCGUUAUAAUUGUCACUAGUGCCCCAAAUAUGUGUUUGGUGUUUGUAUGUGAUGAAGAUGAGAGGGUGUUACAAAGACAGGCAGCUCCAGGAGCUUGUCCUUACUGCGGAGGGAUGGUUCAAGCCGUGGACAUGGAGAGUCAGUGGAGAUUCUGCUUUGUCCCUUAUUAUUUCAAGACUAAACGCAGAUACUACUGUACCCUUUGCACCAGACGUCUCAUCAUCCAAUAAUUUUACCUAAUCUUAUGAUAUAGCCUCUUUGUGGUCCUUGAACUUUCUAGAAAACAAAGAUGUAUGAUCUUUUGGCUUUUCAGGUGUAAAGGGUGUGUAUGUGUUAUUGUUAUCUGAGUUUUAUAUGUUGGUUUACCAUUUCUCUUUAAUUAUUUGUUGGUUAUCUAUAGAUAACUACUCUGUUCUGGUUCCAAAAUCAUAUGGUUAGAAGUUAGAAUUACAAAAUAAGGAAAAAGGAAAAUGUACAAAUUUACCUGUGAUAUUUGGGAUUUGUCUUGCA
Messenger RNA from Solanum lycopersicum (tomato), 749 nucleotides. RefSeq lists its product as uncharacterized. The record is from RefSeq and is a predicted model, not a curated record. Lineage: Eukaryota; Viridiplantae; Streptophyta; Magnoliopsida; Solanales; Solanaceae.